AAGAGGUUGUUUGCUUCAGAAGCACGGUGAGAAAGCCAUCUUUGCUAACGACUGAACGAGAGAAACAAGGCUAAAUCAUCAAGCAACAAGCAAUGUCAGCUCCAAAUCCUUUCCAGGGUGUCAGUUCUGCUUCCAGUCCAGGAGUUCCCCCUCAGAGCAACAUGACCAGCAAUCGAAGACUGCAGCAGACCCAGGCUCAAGUGAAUGAGGUGGUGGACAUCAUGAGGGUCAACGUAGACAAAGUACUAGAAAGAGAUCAGAAGCUUUCAGAACUUGAUAACCGAGCAGAUGCUUUGCAAGCAGGGGCCUCACAAUUUGAAACCAAUGCAGCUAAGCUGAAGAGGAAAUACUGGUGGAAAAACUGUAAGAUGAUGAUUAUCCUGGGUGUAUUAUGUACAAUCAUUCUUAUCAUAAUUAUAAUUUAUUUCUGCACCUGAAAUACUAAGAACAAAUGGAUUGAUGUGGCUACACUCAACUUUACUGAUAAUUCCACAAAUGAAAUUGAAACUUUAUUUUUAUGUCUUGGGAUUGGUUGCUUGCAACAAUGUGUAAAGAUUGUUUGUUCAGGGUUCAGUUUUCAUGGGUUUGUUUUGCUUUUGUUGGGGGUAUGUGCUGUUCCUAGAAAAAUGGUGUGCCAGUUAAAAUAUUGCCAACUAGUUUCAUACAUCGAUCUCUUGCUGUGUCUUAAAAUAUGAGAAUGGUGAUCUUUAAAAAUGUGCAUUCUUGACAGCUAUUUCAUCUGAAUGAAAAAAAUCACCAGAUAAAAAUAAAAUGGAUGGUGCAAAUGGGCUUUGACUGAAAGAAUAUUAAAUAAUGGCAAGUUGUUUGUAAAAUUAGGUACCUUUACACCAUAAAAACCACCUCAGAUUUAUAAGAGCUGAUCUUUAUAACAGCAGUUUAAAACAGAUUCAAAGCAAUUCUAGGGCUAUGAUAAUCCUGUGAUAGGAGUCACGCGUAAGGAAGAAAGAACAAACCUUGUACUCUCCCCAUUCUCCAAGCUGAAUACAAAUAAUAAUUAUAAAACUUACAACAGAUUUUUUUAAGAGUUCACAAUAUCUUGCAAUAUUCCAAGAUAUGGGUGGGUUGGGAAACAAAAUUAAAUCCAGUAAUAUCCAGGGCAGACAUAAUUAACUUUUGAAGCAGCAUGAGAGUUCAUGACUGGGUUCCUAAGGUCACUCAACAGUAUUUACAUGUAAGCAAAGACUUGAUUUAUCCCUGUCCACAUCUUCCAUUAGACCUGUGGUCAGCAUGUGAUAUUCUUGAGUAGCUACUGAAGCUUUAGUGCCUAGUCAGAACUCACCACUGACACCUGUCCUGCUCCUAUAUUAUUUUUCUGGCAUUCAGUAUUAGAUACCUAACAGUGGUGCAGUGGUGGGUUUCAAAAU
Thamnophis sirtalis is the source of this 1385-nucleotide messenger RNA. RefSeq names its product vesicle-associated membrane protein 3. The record is from RefSeq and is a predicted model, not a curated record. Gene Ontology annotation, cellular component: membrane. Gene Ontology annotation, biological process: vesicle-mediated transport. NCBI's taxonomy places the organism in Eukaryota, Metazoa, Chordata, Lepidosauria, Squamata, Natricidae.